Messenger RNA from Myotis davidii, 1301 nucleotides. It is a transcript of the gene SMYD3, whose product is annotated as SET and MYND domain containing 3. Gene Ontology annotation, molecular function: histone methyltransferase activity; protein binding. The coding region runs from base 16 to 1125 and encodes 369 amino acids. Gene Ontology annotation, cellular component: nucleus. The record is from RefSeq and is a predicted model, not a curated record. The transcript is spliced from 11 exons. NCBI's taxonomy places the organism in Eukaryota, Metazoa, Chordata, Mammalia, Chiroptera, Vespertilionidae.
AGGAAGGAAAAGUUGAUGCGAUGCUCUCAGUGCCGAGUUGCCAAAUACUGUGGUGCUAAGUGUCAGAAGAAAGCUUGGCCAGACCACAAGCGGGAAUGCAAAUGCCUUAAAAGCUGCAAACCCAGAUAUCCCCCCGAUUCCGUCCGACUUCUGGGCAGAGUUGUUGUCAAACUUAUGGAAGAAACCCCUUCUGAAUCGGAGAAACUUUACUCAUUUUAUGAUCUGGAAUCAAAUAUUAACAAACUGACUGAAGAUAAGAAAGAGGGCCUCAGGCAACUUGCAGUGACAUUUCAACUUUAUAUCAGAGAAGAAAUACAAGAUGUUUCUCAGCUGCCACCUUCCUUUGACAUCUUCGAAGCCUUUGCAAAAUUGAUCUGCAAUUCCUUCACCAUCUGCAACGCGGAGAUGCAGGAAGUCGGCGUGGGCCUGUACCCCAGUAUGUCUUUGCUCAAUCACAGCUGUGACCCCAACUGCUCGAUCGUGUUCAACGGGCCCCACCUCCUACUGCGCGCCGUCCGAGACAUCCAGGCCGGAGAGGAGCUCACCAUCUGCUACCUGGACAUGCUGAUGACCAGUGCCGAGCGCCGCGAGCAGCUGAGGAACCAGUACUGCUUCGACUGUGACUGCGCCCGGUGCCUGACGCAGGACAAGGAUGCUGAUAUGUUGACUGGUGAUGAGAAAGUGUGGAAGGAAGUUCAAGAAUCCUUGAAGAAAAUCGAAGAACUGAAGGCAGAGUGGAAGUGGGAGCAGGUGCUGGCCCUGUGCCAGGCCAUCAUCAGCAGCAACUCGGAGCGGCUGCCCGACAUCAACAUCUACCAGCUGAAGGUGCUGGACUGCGCCAUGGAUGCCUGCAUCCGCCUGGGGCUGCUGGAGGAGGCGCUGUUCUACGGCAUCCGGACCAUGGAGCCGUACAGGAUCUUCUUCCCGGGCUGCCACCCCGUCAGAGGCGUGCAGGUAAUGAAAGUCGGCAAAUUGCAGUUGCAUCAAGGCAUGUUCCCGCAGGCGAUGAGGAACCUGAGGCUGGCGUUCGAUAUCAUGAGAGUGACGCACGGCCGGGAGCACGGGCUGAUCGAAGACCUGAUUCUGCUGUUGGAAGAGUGCGACGCCAACAUCAGGGCAUCCUGAGGCCGUAGGAGGACGCCCCUGCCCCCGCCACACGCUCCGCACGGCUGCUGUGCGGUCCUCCCGCCAGCAGUGCUCUCCGUGUGUAGGUAACAGGGCCGACACGCGGUGUGCGGCCGCACGCAUCAGUAGCCGUAGAGAAGCACGAUUAUAAUAAACACAAGACACUUGGUUGAAAA